This is a messenger RNA of Aspergillus saccharolyticus JOP 1030-1, 830 nucleotides long. RefSeq lists its product as uncharacterized. The record is from RefSeq and is a predicted model, not a curated record. The transcript has a single exon. Lineage: Eukaryota; Fungi; Ascomycota; Eurotiomycetes; Eurotiales; Aspergillaceae. The annotation marks the transcript as partial.
GAUGCCAAUGCAACAACCCCUCAUGCCAAUUUUCGCCCGUCCGACUUCCCGCGCCAUUGCAUCGCAGCCUCUUCUGCGUCACUUCAUCCGUGCUCGAUCUUUUUCUAGUGCUGCACCCCUAAGAUCUUCUACCACAGCUACAACUACUAGUGCUACCACUUACCGGCCAUCCGCAUCCACUCUUACCUCCAAACUUUUACACAUACAGCCAACCUUUCAAACCUAUCGCAUCCGCACAAUGGCCACCCAACAGAUUCCCGACCGCUACAAGCUCAUUUUCUUCGUGCCGCACUCCCACCUCGACGUCUGCAAAGACGCCGUUUUCGCGACCGGUGCCGGAACUUACCCCGGCGGCAAAUAUUCAAAAUGUUGCUUUCAAACACCCGGCACCGGUCAAUUCUUGCCAGGGGAAGGCGCCAACCCCGCGAUCGGAUCGGUGGGUGACGUGGAACAUGUCGAGGAGAUGAAGGUGGAGAUCAUGUGUGUGGGACGGACGAUCAUGUUGCAGGCUGUGGAGGCUUUGGUGAAGGCUCAUCCUUAUGAGCAGGUGGCUUAUGAGGUUUAUAAGAUGGAGAAUGUGUAAAUUGGCUAGGAGACGAAGGAUAAAUGCGAGGUGCUAGGAGGGCGAUCGGGCGAUAGGGUCGUCGGAACAUUUUGACGUUGAGACCCUAGACAUAAUUUGAAGUUAGUAGAUCGCUGGGCACUAGUUAGGAUUCAUGAUGAUCUCGAGACUGUAAAGCAGAACUUUCCCAGAGGAGGAGGACGCGACUCGAAUGUUGCUUGCAAUGGAUUUUCCCUAUGCGAUCAUUCUGUUCUAUUGGUAAGGCGGG